AUGGAGGAGGGGCACCCUUCACCCUCCACGACGGAGCCCCGCCGGGGGGAGGUGCGCCCCGAGAAAAAGGUGGGGGGUCGCCGGGAGAGCAGCGUCCAGCGGCGGCUGGAGAGCAACGAGCGCGAGCGGCAGCGCAUGCACACGCUGAACAACGCCUUCCAGGCGCUGCGCGAGGUCAUCCCGCACGUGCGCGCCGACAAGAAGCUGUCCAAGAUCGAGACCCUCACGCUGGCCAAGAACUACAUCAAGUCACUGACUGCCACCAUCCUCACCAUGUCCAGCGGCCGCCUCCCGGGCCUGGACGGCCCCGGCCCCAAGCUCUACCAGCACUACCAGCAGCAGCAGGUGACUGGGGCCGCACUCGGUGCCACCGAGGCCCAGCCCGAGGGCCACCUGCAGAAGUACUCCACGCAGAUCCACAGCUUCCGAGAGGGCUCCUAGCACCCCAGU
Messenger RNA from Pteropus alecto (black flying fox), 450 nucleotides. RefSeq names its product basic helix-loop-helix family member a15 (gene BHLHA15). The transcript is spliced from 3 exons. Bases 1 to 441 code for a protein of 146 amino acids. The record is from RefSeq and is a predicted model, not a curated record. NCBI's taxonomy places the organism in Eukaryota, Metazoa, Chordata, Mammalia, Chiroptera, Pteropodidae. Gene Ontology annotation, molecular function: protein dimerization activity.